This is a messenger RNA of Symbiodinium natans, 1164 nucleotides long. NCBI's taxonomy places the organism in Eukaryota, Dinophyceae, Suessiales, Symbiodiniaceae. The record is from the annotation of a GenBank genome assembly.
AUGGGCAAAAUCGUGUCCAGCGCUUUGCCGUGUUGGCUGAGCGUGUGGCUGAUUUGCCAACAUCUUGUCAGUGGAGACACAUGUUCAAACGGUGAUCGCAAUCAGGCCGAGGGAGCAUCGAUGCUCUCCGCCAAGACGACGAAGGGUCGCAUGGUGGGAGUCAGCUCUGAGAUCAAUGAGUCCCUCCCGGAACUGCUUACCGACAGCUUGUUGCGGGAUCUGAAUGCGUCAGAGGACUUUCCUGAUGCAGAAGCAAACAGCUCAAACAGCUCGGACCCUCAACACCGCCACGGACUGGGGUCUCUGUCGAAGCCCUUCACUUUCCUCUAUGCCAAGGCAAGGGCAUGCGUCGCUGAGCUAGAAACGGCCGUCGAGUUGCAGAAUAUGGAGAUCAAGGCUCUCACCAAGCUGCUCGAAGAGAAGUCGCAGCAGAUGGCCGGUCUGAUGACCGCGGUACAACUCCAUAUCCAGCAACCUGAUCACAAGCAUGACCCAACGCAGCUGAAGCAGCACGUCACGAAGGCCGAGACCAACGAACGAUCUGCUCACCAGAAGCACCGGCAGAAGGCAGGUCAGUGGACAUGCUUCGAUCCAUCCUUGGCAAGCACGCGCACCAGCAUGAGCAUGGCUUUACCGAACCUGCUCCCCCGCUCUGACGUCCGGGAGCUGGAUCAUGGGGUGGCAGCCAAAGCCUUUGAUGCUGUUAGUGACGCCUACAACUCGGCGACGGACCAGGUGUCCUUUGUUGCCAAUACGGUCAUUGACACGGUCGAAAUGGCCAUGGCCAUUCUGACGCAGGGCUUUGACUUCGGAGCCAGUUGUCCAAUUUCAGAUUCGCCCUCGGUCGAUGCAAACCCCGACAGGGUGAAGAUCAACUUUGGGAGGCAAAAGUGCCAGGCCACGUUGGUCGGCCAGACCAUCACACUCUUUGACUUCAAUUUCGGGGAGAUGUCCUUCGAUUGGCCCGGGCCUCUCGCCACAAUCGCGAAGUUGGGCUUCAGCAUUGCUGACUGCAUCAAACAGAGUGUCAAAGAGGGAGUUUCCUUGGAUUCCCUUUCUUGCUUCGCGAAGGUGAUAGGUAACACCAUGCUGGAGGUUGUACCACCAUUGAGCUUCCUGACGCAGAUGCAGACUAUGAUGGAGGACCACUGCUUAAACCGUUAA